UGCCAGGAGUCCCUAGCAACACUGUGGCUUUUGAAAUCUCAGGGGGAAAGACUGUGUAGUCAGCCGAUAGUGGAGGAGAGCGCCUAUGCCUCAGGAAGAGCAGGCAUUCCGGAUGGACACCCCACCCUCUGAAGAACCCUUAGAUAAGCAAAACGAAAAACUGGAAAAUCAGGAAGAGGAGAUGGAGUUUAAGGAACUGGACGGUCUGAGGGAAGCCUUGGCAAACCUCCGGGGACUGUCCGAGGAGGAGAAGAGUGAGAAGGCGAUGCUUUGCUCCCGCAUCCAAGAGCAGUCCCAGCUCAUCUGCAUCCUGAAGCGGAGGUCAGACAAGGCCCUGGAACGCUGCCAGAUCCUGGAGAUGCUCAACACAGAGCUGGAGGAGAAGAGGAUGCUGGAGGCCCAGAAGCUGAAGGCCAAGAGUGAGCAUGCCCAGAAGCUGGAGGAACGCUUUAUGACCCUGGCAGCCAACCACGAGUUGAUGAUCCGCUUCAAGGACGAACACAAGAAUCAGAACGUCAAGCUGAGAGAGGAGAACGACAAGCUGAGGCUGGAGAAUGACAACCUCUUCAGCCAGGCUCUGAAGGACCAGGAGGCCAAAGUACUGCAGCUCACGGCCCGGAGCGAGGCCCUCACCAAGGAGCUGGAGACUCUGAAACAGAGGUGUGCUCAGGACGCCUGCCAGGCGCAGGCCCGAGAGACGGAGCUGCUGGAGCUGCAGAGCCAGCAAGCCCGCGCCCACACCAGGGAGACAGAGCAGCUGCGCAGCCAGCUGCAAAGCCUUAAGCAGCAGCACCAGCAGGCCAUGGAGCAGAUGGCAAAGGCUGAGCAGGCGCACAGCAGCCUGAACCAGGAGCUGCAGGCCAGGCUACAGGCCGUCACUCGCGAGAAAGAGGAGCUGCUGCAGCUGUCCAUGGAAAGGGGCAAGGUGCUUCAGAACAAGCAAGCGGAGAUCCGCCAGCUCGAGGAGAAAUUGGAGACGGCAGAUGUGGCCAGGAGACAGGCUCUAGAGCGAUUUGAGCAAGAGGCAGUGGCCGUGGACAGUAACUUGAGAGUCCGGGAGCUUCAGCGCAGGGUAGAUGGGAUCCAGAAGGCCUACGAUGAACUCAGGCUGCAGUCUGAAGCCUUCAAAAAGCACAGCCUGGAUCUUUUAAGCAAGGAAAGAGAACUCAACGCCAAACUCCGCCAUCUCUUUCCAUAAGCAAGCUUUUGCUUGCUCUGGCCUCCAAUUUAGAAUUGAAAUAUUUGUGCCUUAGCAUUAUGGCAAAAGUAAAGAUGGUAUUCCAUUUAUUAUACUUUUAAGCACAAAAGGCAACUCAAAGAAAAGCUACUUGACUAU
Ceratotherium simum simum (southern white rhinoceros) is the source of this 1336-nucleotide messenger RNA. RefSeq names its product coiled-coil domain containing 89 (gene CCDC89). The record is from RefSeq and is a predicted model, not a curated record. Lineage: Eukaryota; Metazoa; Chordata; Mammalia; Perissodactyla; Rhinocerotidae.